CGAGUCCUGUACCACUGCAGACUCCGUCGACUCAAGGAGGAAACGAGAUUAGCAUCACUAGGCUAUCAAAUAAACAGCACUCUUACCUUUUCAAUACAGGGAUGGUUACCCGUUACCCGUCUCUUAAACUGUGUGAAAAGUCACACUUUCCUCCUAACUCAGCCUCUGCCCACUUCAUAUGUUAGCACUUUUUGCUGACAGAGAACACAACUACGACAAAACAACCAACAAAUAUUGGUCACAACUCCUGCAGUUCUGUCGCACACUGUGUCUGUACAUAGUCAAUGGUAGGCUUCGAGGCGACUGCUACGCUCCACACUAAGAGUCCAGAGACUGAAGAGAUAAUCACACAGGAAAGGAUCCUUCCAAAACAUACACAGGGAUCUGAUCUGGAGAGAGUGUGUGUGUGAAGAGGGCGUGUGGUGUGUGUUCUUAACCCCCUCCACCCCUCCACUCCUUACCCACAAUCCCGUUCUCCAACCUCCCCUGGGGCUUUACCCCCUGACCCCUAACCCCUGACCCCCAGCCAUGAUGUCGGGGAAGGGGAAGGCUAGCCCACGUCACCGGCCAUGGUCUGUGUACCGGGCUAACACCUUUGACCUCUCGGCUGAGAUGAUGGGGCUGACUCUGGCAGGUAACAGUCAGGACCCAGAUGAGCCAGUGCUGGAGUUCAGUCUGGCCUGCAGUGAGCUGAUCACCCCAGCAUUGGACCAUAAACCGACCAGCUUUGUUGCGGUCAGCUGUACCACUCCUCCCCAGGCCUUCUGGACCAAACAUGCUCAGACAGAGAUCAUAGAGGGUACUAGUAAUCCUAUCUAUCUGAGCAGUAUAGCGUUCUUCCAGGACUCUCUGAUCAGUCAGCAGACGCAGGUCAAGCUAUCUGUGUACGACGUCAAGGACCGCUCCCAAGGCACGAUGUACCUGAUGGGGUCAGCCAUGUUCCCUGUGAAGGAGCUGCUGCAGGACAAACACCACAGACUACACCUAACCCUCAGGUCAGCGGAGAGCGAGCGCAUCGGCAACAUCACCAUCAUCGCCUGGCAGAUAGAGGAGAGGAGGGAGCAGAGAGUCCCUGUCGCCCGGCAGGACACCAUCAAUGGCAGGAUGGUACUUCCAGUGGAUGACAGCCUGACUGAGUCCGUGAACAUCAGGGCCAAGUCUGCGUCUCUGUGCAAAGACACACUGCUGAAGGCUGUGUUUGGGGGCACCAUGUCUCGUAUGUACCGUUUCCCCACCACGGACGGGAACCACCUGCGUAUCCUGGAGCAGAUGGCUGAGAGUGUCCUCUCUCUACACAUCCCUCGACAGUUUGUCAAACUACUGCUGGAGGAGGACGCUGUCAGGGUGUGUGAAUUGGAGGAGUUGGGGGAGUUGUCUCCAUGUUGGGAGAACCUGAGGAGGGAGAUUAUUGCUCAGUACCAGACCAUCAUCCUCACCUACCAGGAGACCAUCGGCGACCUACACGAAUAUAAAGGUCCCUCCUUUAAAUCCAGUACUCUGAAAGCAGAGAAGAAGCUGGAGUUUAUCCCCACUAACCUACACGUCCAGAGGAUGAGAGUACAAGGAGAGUCUGGCUAUGACAGGACCUAUGACAUAGUGACUAUAGGAGCGCCAGCAGCCCACCACCAAGGCUUUAAGCACUGUGGUCUCCGGAAACUCAUCCACAAGUUUGAGGAGGCUAGGAAACAUGCAUAUGAGGAGGAAUGCAGUGCUGGGUCUGGCUCUAAGCUGGUGGCCUACCUGCCUCAGGACGUGGUGAGAGCGAAGGAGCUGAUUGGUCAGAUCAACACCUUGAAGACCCAGGUGUGCUACUACAUCGAACGUUUGUCCCGCGCUGCCAAGGAACGCUCAGCUAACGCUCUGGAGAGAACCCUCACCAUUCUCUCUGAGAAGACUCGUCAGUUGGUGACAGUGUGUGACUCUAAGCUGCUGUCCUCUGCCAUCCUGGCCCUCUCUGCCGCCCGUCCAGAAUACAUUUCCCAGAAGGGCACUCCCUCCCCCUCCUCCCUCACUCCUUCUCCCUCUCCAUCCCGCUCCCCCUCUCGCCACGCUACCUCCCCCUCUCGCCAAUCCACCUCCCCCUCUCGCCACUCCAUCUCCCCUCGCCACUCCGUAUACCAGGAAGGAGAGGGGGGGAGAGGCAAGCGCUCCUCCCUACAGGCUGACUGGCACGAGGAGAACUGGGAGAAGGUAUGGUUGAAUGUGGAUAAGAGUCUGGACUGUGUGAUCCAGAGGGUGGACAGACUGCUGGCCAAAGACAGACUGCAGAGUGACAGUAGCAGUGAGGAUGUGUUCCUGGAUGCUCAGCAGCAGACCAAUGCCACUACUAAGAAAGGUAUCCAUGGAAACAGAGAAGCCUUCUGGAUACACCCAGAAUCUUCAUCCCCUGCUCUUCCUCCAUCAUCAUCAUCAUCAUCCUCAUUGUCAUCAUUCCCUUAUCUGACCAUCACAUUUCAGUCAAACCAUGAAAGACAACAGCACUACAGCAGCCCAGAAGUAGAAAAGGAAAAGCCCUCCCCAGGUGAAUGGAGUGAGGCCUUGUACCCCCUCCUGACUACCCUGUCAGAGUGUGUGUCUCUGAUGAGUGACAAGGCUAAGAAGUCCAUGGUGUUCCUCCUAAUGCAGGACAGUGCUCCCACCAUCGCCAUGAGCCUCACGCUACAGUACAGAAGAGAUGUGGUCUUCUGCCAGACGCUGUCAGCUCUGAUCAGUGGCUUCAUCAUCAAGCUGAGGAACUGUCUCCACGACGAUGGCUUCCUCAGGCAGCUACACAUCAUCGGCCUGCUAGUCCAGUAUGAGGGCCUUCUCAGCACCUACGGGGAGGAGCUGGCCAUGUUGGAGGACAUGAGUGUUGGCGUGAUGGACCUGCGAAAUGUCACCUUUAAGGUUACCCAGGCAACCUCGGUCUUCGGCCCAGAUAUGCUGCCUGUCAUCACCGGGAACCGGGACGGCUUCAACGUCAGGGUUCCGUUACCAGCGGCGAUGUUUGAUGCGUUGCCACGGGAGAUCCAAAACGGGAUGCUGCUGCGGGUUCAGCCUGUUCUCUUCAAUGUGGGAAUCAAUGAACAGCAGACACUGGCCGAGAAGUUUGGAGACACAUCUCUCCAGGAGGUGAUUAACAUGGAGAAUGUGGCUCGUCUCAGCUCCUACUAUGACCAGUUUAAAGAGGUCCUACCUGAGGAAUGCCUCCCUUGUACCCGUAGUCAGACCAGCCUGCCUGAGCUGCUAAAGCUGCUGAGUCAGAACAUCAACGCCAGGAAGAGCAAGAACGUAGAGAUCCUGUGGCAGGCGGCAGAGGCGUGUCGACGUCUGAACGGAGUGCGUUUUACCAGCUGUAAGAGUGCUAAGGACCGUACAGCCAUGUCUCUAACCCUAGAGCAGUGUCUCAUCCUCCAGCAGGAGCACGCCCUGGCCCCACAGGUCUUCUCCCAGGCCCUUGACUGUAUGCGCAGUGAGGGCUGCAGACGAGAGAACACCAUGAAGAAUGUAGGAUGUCGUAAAUACGCCUUCAACUCCCUCCAGCUGAAGGCCUUUCCCAAACUGUACCGCCCACCUGAGGGCACCUAUGGGAAAGUAGAGACCUGAAUGGACAAACCAGCUGCCCAUCUCUCAAAGUAGCCAAUAGAAGGGGAAAGGGACUAAACAACGUCAACAACAACAUAAAAGCAAAACAACAUCACAAAAGCAACUGCCCCCUUUAUAUAGUGCUGCAUCCUUGUUGAUGAUUUCAUGUUAUCUGUGGUAGAUUGUUUGAUAGCAGUUCACUCUCUUUUGCGAUUAGAAUCGCUCCAUUAUGUCAUGACAACCACUACACGCACACAACAACAACAAUAACAAUAACUUAAGAACAACUUUUCAAAUCCAUUGUCACAUAUUGUUUUGGACCUAAUUGUAGAGUUGUACUUGUUUUAGUUUUAUUUAGAAAGGGAGGGAAAGGGGGAUACCUAGUCAGUUGCACAACUGAAUGCAUUCAACUGAAACGUGAGCUCUUAUCAUAAGGCCUGUGUUCUAACCACUGUCUCUCAUGGAACUUUAAAAAUAAAAUUCAAAUCAAGUACAUUUAAAGAGAACAAAACCUUUGUAUGCAGAGAAUCAAUGUCUUACUUGCUCACACACUCCACUCCUACAACAAGCACAGUGAACUGAUGAUAUACAGAGAUCAGACAUAGACAUACUUGUAUCUCUGAUGUAUGAAGACUAUCCCAUCUAAUGUUAUUUUGUUAUCCUUUUUCUAUUUGGUAAUACAUCUACUGGACAGGGUUUGUGCAAAGUAGAGGGCCAGUAUCCUGUGUUUUAGUUUUACAGCAAAGAUAUUGUGUAAGCAAGGCUUGGUAGUCUACUGAGAGGCAUAGACAGUUACAGUGGUCAAGGUUAAUCUUUCACUUGCCACUACAAGUUUAAAGUUUUACAUUUUGUCAUUGAGUGCAUGGUACAAUGCUCCACUAUAUAAGAUGCAAGCAUGGAUAGAGUUCACACACAGCAAACUUAAUCCAAAAACAACACAAAUAAAUGAUGUGCCCACAUGCGUGUAGAUUUUAUUAAACUGAAAAGGAAUAUAGGAUCCAAAUCUUGCACUCCCCCCCAACCCCUCUCUGUUCAUGAAGUUGUUUAUAUACAGGUCCAGGUUCUAGAUGAUAGGCAUAUUUACUUUACAUCAGACUAUAGACUGAGCCAAACUAGAAUAUUAGCUUAGAGUAAGGAACAGUGUCAUAAGAAAGUUCCUCCUCUUACUGUAUGUCUGCAGCUAUUCUCUGUGAGUUCAUCUCAUCUCUUAUUAAAAGAGCUCCUGGUUGAUUUCACGACAGGACCAAAACACAACACUGGCUUAUUAAUUGUAAAACCAAUGGAGCGAAAAGGAAGUGUCUUACUUUUGAAUGCAUGUAGAUAGAGAAUCCUCACAUUAUCAUUGUACUUUUGGAAAUAAGGGACUUGUACACUGAAUAGAAGCCUGUUUAAAAUGGACAGUGUUUUGCGUUAAAUUGUACUGUGAACCUUUCACUGGCUUCUGUUUCCAUGUUUACCUAUAGAUUUUAUUGUACAUUACAGAGACAUUUAAAACAUUUGUUUAAACCUUAUUCUGCUAAAUAUUCUUGAUGCUGAUGCACUGAAAAUUGCUGAAAAACGUUGCCAAAAUGCUGCCAGAGUUUUAUCCAUUUAAUUUUACAUGUAGUUUAUUUGUCUUUGUAUGUAAUGAACGUUAUUGAACCGCACACUUUCAGGUAGGAACAUCUGUAUAGGUAUAGGCUUUGCUGUAAAAUGUGCUUUCAUAAACUCUCCUCUGUAACUUGAGCUAUUAAAAUGAGAGCAUUAAACUGUUUCACCAUAUUCUGUGUGACAUUUUAAAGUA
Molecule: messenger RNA, 5347 nt
Organism: Coregonus clupeaformis (lake whitefish)
Lineage: Eukaryota; Metazoa; Chordata; Actinopteri; Salmoniformes; Salmonidae
Product: inositol polyphosphate-4-phosphatase type I A
Exons: 26
Coding region: 529-3585 (1018 amino acids)
Cellular component (GO): cytoplasm
Molecular function (GO): phosphatidylinositol-3,4-bisphosphate 4-phosphatase activity
Source: RefSeq, a predicted model, not a curated record